Messenger RNA from Symbiodinium necroappetens, 651 nucleotides. The record is from the annotation of a GenBank genome assembly. Lineage: Eukaryota; Dinophyceae; Suessiales; Symbiodiniaceae.
AUGGUGGCAGCUUCAACCUACGCGGUCGCGCACCAUCAUGCCCUGCGAAAGGCAAAGUCCCUCUCGCGUCACGUGCUACAGGGCAUCAGUGAUGCCGAGAAAGCCAUCGUCGCCGAUGCUGAAAAAGGCCGCGCAGCCGAGGCGUCGGAACGCGAGGAGCAAGCAGCUGCGCUGAAAGUCAGAGCUGACACUUGCAUGGAGGUGGUCAAGAUGUGCGAGAAGUGCAACGUACAAGUUGAUGACAUGCUUCGGCAGAUCGGCCAGUGUCUGCGACGCCUUCAACAUGCUAGAUAUGCUCAAUUUGCAGACCUGAAGGUCUGCCAGCAGCGUCUUUACUUGCGGUCAGAUGCUCCUUCCGAGGAGAUGGCCGGCGAUGCUGCGCAGAAUUCUUUGGAAGAGCAGCGGGUGUGCAUAAGUGAGGCGAGGAACGAGCUCUUGAACCUUGAGGGCGAAUGCCGGCGGGCCUUAGAGAUGAUUGGACAGCUGAGACUCGACCUCUCCAAGGAGGGCGCCUCUCAGCGACACAGCGCCGAGCGCUGCCGUGCCGUGGUUGCCAUCCUCCUGUCAGUCUCGGCCGACCCAGCGGAAGGCCAGCGGACACAUGCUAGUGGGGGGUCUGAGCUCGAGCUCGUGUCCAUUAGACCAUACUAG